Penicillium waksmanii is the source of this 1350-nucleotide messenger RNA. Its product is annotated as metal-dependent hydrolase family protein. The record is from RefSeq and is a predicted model, not a curated record. NCBI's taxonomy places the organism in Eukaryota, Fungi, Ascomycota, Eurotiomycetes, Eurotiales, Aspergillaceae. Gene Ontology annotation, molecular function: hydrolase activity, acting on carbon-nitrogen (but not peptide) bonds. The transcript has a single exon. Bases 1 to 1350 code for a protein of 449 amino acids.
AUGCCAGAUCACCCACCCGUUCCAGGCUCUGACAUCAGACCUUGGGCCCGACCGGCAGUGCGGGGAUAUCUCUUUCUGAAUGCCAAUAUCGUGGACGUACAAGAAGGCAAUAUUCUGGAAAAUGCUAGCCUCAUCACUCGCGAAGGCAAAAUUCAAUCUGUCUCAUCUUCUUCACCAGAGUCCCCCUUGCCUCCCGAUUUGACCGUGAUCGACUGUGAAGGUCGCUUUUUAUGCCCUGGUCUCUUCGAUGCACACGUUCACCUCUGUGCAGUGCCUGGCUACAAAGAUCUCUCAAAAGCUUUUGGGAACUCCGACCAUUCAUCACUAUUGAGGCAGCCAUUUGUGGCCGCCCAAAUGCUCCACCGAGGCUUCACCAGUGUUCGCGAUUGCGGUGGCGCACAACUUCCUCUUAAAGAGGCAAUCGAUGAUGUAUUCCCAGGACCUCGUUUGUUCAUCUCCGGACAUGCUUUGUCGCAGUUUGGAGGUCAUGGAGACCUUCGAGGACCCCAUGACCAAGCUGAAUGCUGCGGUGGCCUUCACAGCAAUAAUCACCUGGGUCGGCUCUGUAACGGCGUACCUGAAUGCAUGGCAGCCGUCCGAGAAGAGAUCAGAUGUGGUGCUGACUUCAUCAAGAUUAUGGGGUCAGGCGGAGUCGCAUCACCAACGGACAAGCUGGAGCAUUUGCAAUUCACGAAUGCCGAGCUGCAGGCGAUGGUGGAAUGUGCCGAUAAUGCCGGGACUUUUGUUACCGCGCACGCCUACACCGUGAAGGCAAUUAGACACUGUAUCGACAAUGGUGUUAAAGGAAUUGAGCAUGGAAACUUCGUUGAUCCAGCGACUGCAAAGUUGAUGGCGGAAAAGGGUGUAUAUCUCACUCCCACGCUGAUCGCGUAUGCUCAGAUGGCGUCAGACCAAUGGAAGGGCUACUUGCCACCAGAGUCGCAGGAAAAGAACUCCCAAGUUUUUGAGUCAGGCCUUCAUGCAUUGAAAAUUGCCUCUGAAGCGGGCGUCAAGAUGUGCUAUGGCUCCGAUUUACUUGGUCCAUUGGGAUCAGCACAGACACAGGAAUUCGCUCUGCGCUCACAGGUUCUCUCAUCGCUGGAGAUUCUUCGUAGUGCAACUAUAAAUCCGGCCAAGAUGAUGGGCUGGGAAGAAUCCAUUGGUCAAAUCAAAGAUGGAUUCCAAGCGGAUGUCGUUUUUUUAAACAAGAACCCUCUCGACGAUGUUACUGUAUUUGAUCGACCCGAGGAGCAUGUUCUUGGUGUUAUGAAAGAUGGCCGAGUAUGCAAGAGUCGCUGGACCACACUGAAAGAAGACUCUGAAAUUCCUGUUCGCGUCAAGUAUAAUUAA